GCAGGAGACCAAACAUCUUGAUUGAUCAAAAUGGCUUCUUCAGAGUUGGACAUCGUCUCUGCUUUUGUGGAAGGAGCUCCUCCGGGAGAGCUGGCAGAUGUUAUCGCAGAUAUCAAAGCCCUUACAGUUUCGAGUCCAGACACCAUAUCACAGCUCGGGCCAGCUUUCGAGAAAUACAAUGAGGAACAAUUCGUGACGGUCAAACUCCCAGGAGGCAGUCAACAUGUCAUAGUCAGCUCGUACAACAGUCUUGGGGACGGACGAUACUACGAUGUGGAAAGCUCGUCCAGCUUUGCUUUCAACCACAGCACACAGAAAGCCAGUGCAGUGCAGAGCCAUGUGUUGGAGAGCAGUCACUCAGAUCUGGUAAAAUCCCUCCUGAAAAGUCUAGGAGCACACGUCAAAGAACACUACCCCAAUGCCUCGUACGGCGUCUAUCCGAUCGAAGACGAUUCGAAGCUCGCAAUACUCGUGGCCGCAAACAAGUAUAGUCCGAAUAACUUCUGGAAUGGUCGCUGGCGCUCACUCUACAUCUACUCACCGUCAUCCUCUUCUCUGGAGGGAAGCAUCAAAGUAGAUGUCCAUUACUACGAGGAUGGCAAUGUACGUCUCUUGACCUCAAAGCCAGUCUCGGCAUCGAUAUCCUCAGAUUCGGCUACCUCGAUCGUUAGAGAAAUUGCAGUUGCAGAGAAGAAAUACCAGGAAGAGAUCAAUAGGGGAUUCAGCAAUCUGAGCGAAGGAGCAUUUAAGGGGCUACGAAGACAAUUACCAAUCACAAGACAGAAAAUUGAGUGGGACAAAAUUGCGGGGUAUAAAUUAGGUCAGGACAUUGGAGGCGGGAGCUCGAGAAGAUAG
Messenger RNA from Amorphotheca resinae ATCC 22711, 855 nucleotides. RefSeq lists its product as hypothetical. The record is from RefSeq and is a predicted model, not a curated record. Gene Ontology annotation, biological process: actin cytoskeleton organization; barbed-end actin filament capping. NCBI's taxonomy places the organism in Eukaryota, Fungi, Ascomycota, Leotiomycetes, Helotiales, Amorphothecaceae. Gene Ontology annotation, molecular function: actin filament binding. The coding region runs from base 31 to 855 and encodes 274 amino acids. Gene Ontology annotation, cellular component: F-actin capping protein complex; actin cortical patch. The transcript is spliced from 7 exons.